UUGAUGAUGACACAGAAAAGUUGGAAAGUAGUCUCUGCGGCACAAUAACUGACCAAAUGUGCAACAAGGGGUGACGAGUAUCUUGAAAUUGCUGUAGAAAAGGUAAUUUGGUUAGAAUUGCUACAUCUACGCUGCAGUUGUUACAUUUUGCUUCAGCAAGGACCGUGAUAGCAAAUAAAUGAUACAUUAUUACCAUAAUGUAUAUUCCAAUACUUCCGCCUUGGUCAGCGUGAUUGUGGACCACGUGACUAAACACGGACUAAACAUCAUUUCAACAAAGCAAAUCCAACAGCUUAUGAUGUCGGGGUGGCACCUGUCAUUGAAGCUGGUGGAUCAGCCCAAAUCCACCUUCCACUUCCCCGAGACUAUGCCUGGAGACGUGUCUCCCGGCGGGUACCGAGUCUCUACUCUGAAACAACUCGUUUCGGCACAGCUCCCGGAUUCCCUACCGGACCCCGAACUCAUAGAGCUGGUACACUGUGGUCGCAAGUUGAAGGAUGACCUGUCUUUAGACUCCUGUGGGAUCCAGCCUGGAUCCACCCUGCACAUCCUCAAAAGGACCUGGCCUGAACCAGACAUCAAUCCAGAGCCAGUGAACAGGACGACUGCAGCCAGGGAGUUCCGUGUGCUGCAGGCAGCCCUCCACUCCAACUCCACCUACAGAGACUCGGUGUUUAAGAUGCUGACUAAUAAGGAGUCUCUAGAUCAGAUCAUUGUGGCCACGCCAGGGCUUAGAUCUGACCCGGUAGCGCUAGGAGUGCUCCAAGACAAAGAUCUAUUUGUGCAAUUCACAGACCCUAACAUGCUGGAUGUGUUGAUCAGUUCUCACCCAGCCCUGGUCAAUGCCAUCAUCCUGGUCCUCCACUCAGUGGCUGGCAGCAUGCCUGCUCAGUCCAGCGCCGGCUCCUCCCGCAACGUCUCCUCCAGCUCCUACAGUGACAUGCCAGGAGGGUUUAUGUUUGAGGGCAUGUCUGAUGACGAUGAAGAUUUCCAAUUGAGCAAUCAGGCAGGACCAUCCAACCGAACCGGGGGCCCAGCAGGAAUGCGGCCAGUGUCCCUUGGCCAUAGUGGAGCUACAGGCCCUCGACCCAUAACACAGAGUGAGCUGGCCACUGCCCUGGCCCUGGCCAGUACUCCUGAGAGCAGUGCUGUUACUCCCACUGCAGGGGCGCAGGACACCUCAUCUGGAGUGCCUCCCACGCCAGCAGGGACUCCUGUCAGCAAUGACCUUUUCAGCCAGGCACUGCAGCAGGCUCUGCAGGCCUCCAGCAUGUCCUCUCUGCAGGGGCGUUGGCAGUCCCAGCUGCAGCAGCUGAGAGACAUGGGGAUCCAGGAUGAGGAGCUGAUGUUACGGGCGCUCCAGGCUACAGAGGGGGACAUCCAGUCAGCUCUGGAGCUCAUCUUCGCUGGAGGGCCAGGACUCUGAGCCAAGCCAGGGCCCUGAGAGAGGAGAGUGCAUGGGGAAACGUCUCUACACAGACCCAAGCUGAUGCUCUGGUCAUUCUGCCAUUAGGCUGUGAUAUGAGAGAGAGGAGAGUGCAGGGGGAAACGUCUCUACACAGACCCAAGCUGAUGGCUCUGGUCAUUCUGCCAUUAGGCUGUGAUAUGGACACUUAUAUGGACACACUGCUUCAGACAUGAAGACCUCAUUACUACUCCUCUACCCUUUCAUACACAGCCUAAAUGGAACAACCUUUAAAUGAGUUAGUCAGAUUCAGGGGUAGAUAAGGUACAUGUUUAUCUUUAUUACAAGUCAAAAACAAAAAUAAUAAAUAUUUUGCCAGCCAUUUUUAAAGGAGGUUUGUUGCUAGCCCCUGAAGGCUUUAAACUCAUCGCUGUGUGAAUAUAUACAUAAUGAAAGAGGGUUGUGUUCUACCAGAAAUCUUCAUUUUGUUUCAGACACUAGCAUUGACUCAGAUCUGCUAUAAAAUAUGCCUUGGAAGAAAGCAGUGUUGAGAUUACCCCUAGAGUCUAAUUGUGAUUCAUACAGUUGUACACUAGGUGGCAAUGUCUAACCUCUUACUAUAGUUCCUUUGCGAUUCCAUUCAAUAGAGAAAUCAGGAGUAGAAAUUUGACAAAUAUGGCUAGCUGAUGUUUGAACUGAUUCUGAAACUGGUUCAGUUUGGCUGCCAGAUCAAUAAACACAUACAUAAUGUAAUAGUUGUUUGAGAGUAAAUGUAAAUACCAGUAUUAGACUAUUUUAGUGGUUUGAUUAAAAUAUAGGCUCAUCCAA
This is a messenger RNA of Oncorhynchus mykiss (rainbow trout), 2233 nucleotides long. RefSeq names its product ubiquitin-like protein 7. Gene Ontology annotation, biological process: ubiquitin-dependent protein catabolic process. Gene Ontology annotation, molecular function: polyubiquitin modification-dependent protein binding. Lineage: Eukaryota; Metazoa; Chordata; Actinopteri; Salmoniformes; Salmonidae. Gene Ontology annotation, cellular component: cytosol. The record is from RefSeq and is a predicted model, not a curated record.